AUGUCCUACUUCCGCAUCACCCUCAUGCGCAGCGGCAUCGGCAUGCCGCAGAAGACGCAGGGCGUGCUCGCGGCGCUCGGCCUGCGCAAGCGCAUGGCUACCGUCUACCACCCCGUCUCGCAGUCGGUCGCAGGUCAGAUCAUGCGCGUGAAGGAGCUGGUCGACGUGCAGGAGGUCGACACCCCGCUGACGCGCGCCGAGCAGCGCGAGCUCAGGCGGCCCGACCCGGGCUACUACGUUGAGAGGAAGGCGCGGCGAUAA
Messenger RNA from Diplodia corticola, 261 nucleotides. Its product is annotated as mitochondrial 54s ribosomal protein 33. Gene Ontology annotation, cellular component: large ribosomal subunit; mitochondrion. NCBI's taxonomy places the organism in Eukaryota, Fungi, Ascomycota, Dothideomycetes, Botryosphaeriales, Botryosphaeriaceae. Gene Ontology annotation, molecular function: structural constituent of ribosome. Gene Ontology annotation, biological process: translation. The record is from RefSeq and is a predicted model, not a curated record. The coding region runs from base 1 to 261 and encodes 86 amino acids. The transcript has a single exon.